Molecule: messenger RNA, 667 nt
Organism: Vidua macroura (Pin-tailed whydah)
Lineage: Eukaryota; Metazoa; Chordata; Aves; Passeriformes; Viduidae
Gene: MUSTN1
Product: musculoskeletal, embryonic nuclear protein 1
Exons: 3
Coding region: 195-431 (78 amino acids)
Biological process (GO): chondrocyte differentiation; tissue regeneration; chondrocyte proliferation
Cellular component (GO): nucleus
Source: RefSeq, a predicted model, not a curated record
ACCUCCGACAACAACAGCCUGCCUCGACCUGAAUCAUCCCGCCGCUGCUUCGGGAACAUGACCCGGCCCAUGACUUCACUCGGAUGCUCUAUAUAAGUCCAGGAAAACAACAGGCGCUCGCAGAGCUCACGGGCUGGAUUUAAACAAAGUCGGGAACGACCUGGGAGGGAUUUCGGCGAGGGAGCGCCGCGGUUAUGUCACAGCCAGCCCCUGUGAAAAAGAAGCGUCCUCCAGUGAAGGAAGAAGACCUCAAAGGAGCCAGAGGAAACCUUGCCAAAAACCAGGAAAUUAAAUCCAAAACCUACCAAGUGAUGAGGCAGUGUGAACAAAUGGGCUCUGCAGCACCUUCCAUAUUUAGCCGGGCUCGGACAGGGGGUGAAACAGUCUUUGAGAAACCGAAGGAUGAGCCAGCCAAGAGCGUCUUUGGCUGACAGUGGAGCUGGACAUGACUCACCAAAAGGAUUGUUGUAAUGUUUUUCAAAAUUUCUGUUCCUUGCACUAAAAUCACUGUAGACUCAAGUAGCUAAUUUCUACCCUAAAUCCUUAAGUAGGAAAUAUACUCAUGUCAAAGAGUAAAAUUUCCAUGUUCGUUUUUAUUACAUGCUUUCUUUCUAUGUAUUGGACAAUGUUUGCUAUAAUUGUUUAAUAAAAAAGGUUGUUGGACUCA